CAUCGACCCGACCAUGUGACGAGAAGCAGCACGCCAUCCGUUUGUGAGCACGCUCUCGCGCAAGUCUACUGCGCAACCGAAUCGGAGCUCGCUCGCGCACCUUCCUCGGGGGCUUAUUGUGUUGGGGGUUGAAAUCGAACACAACAAGGCGAAAGAGUUGCAACUGCUCCAACAGAAAGACCUCUUGAUUCGACUCCACAUUUGCCAAAGGGGGGUAAACUCGGAACGUGUCAGACAGUCAACGGUGAGCAUUCGACGCAUUCGGACGUGAUUUCUGUACUAUUUUACCCCCUGCACAGCGCAAGUGCAAUCGAAGUUUUCUCGAGACCCCCCUGGAGAUUCAGGUGACGUUUAGGUUCAAGGGGCGACCCAACAGCCCUUUCACCAUUUGAAUACAAUUCUUGUUCGAAGUGAAUCGAAAUUCCAUUUCGACACCUCUACGUGACUUCAGAGUCUGGACGGUAUUUUUUGGACACAGUGAAAGUGAAUUGUUUGCGUUACUCAUUAUAGGUGAAUUCGGGUGGUGCGCAGUGUGACACACAUAAAAAGUAUAAGCAAAGUGCGCGCAUCCGCAUCACUGCCAACCAAAGCAGGCCACCGACACGUUUCGUUGCGGUAGUAGUGCUCUCUGGUUCGGUUGCUUUGAUCGCGUAAUCUGUGACGUGAACUCUCGCGACGACGACGACGACGACGAACAGCGAGGACAGGGUUGCUACGAUCGAUCAACGAGAGCACAAGUGGAAGCAACCGCGAUCGAUAUUUCGGCUUGAGUGGAUCACGUUGGCCUCGGUCGGUGUGUUGGUGUUGUGAAACUUGAUCGGUAUUUUCUCUGUCGGUUCGAAAGGAGAAGGGUUCACUUGCAAUAAUCCGGAGGCAAGUGCGACAAAAUUGCACAACUUUCAAGCUUUUUUUUACCUAUUGGGGAAGGGAGCGAGUGUUUUUAAGUGUUUGUGAGUUUUUGUGUGAUCAAGUUUGUUUUGACGGGAAGUAGGAGGCUGUGCGAAAAAUCAACGAACUGCAGCGGCGGAAGACGUGACCUUCAACUGGUUUCGAAGACACGACACGAAGGCGGAGGUGCUCAAGAGGGAGAUUACGUUCAGAGGAGGAAGUCCAGUGUCAGAUGUUUUAAUGACACUGAAAUCGAUCACGAUGCAACUACGAAAACGUCUCACGGUCGGCUUCGUGCUGCUGAUGAUGGCCGCCGUUAUGACGGAGCAACUCAAUGCCAGUCCGAUGCAAGGACCGCAGAUGCACUUCCGGCCGCGGUACCCCCGAAGGGACAACUACGCGGCGUACAACAUCCACAAGACGUUCAAGGCACGGGACGUGAACGAACUGGACGCGAGCCAGGCCCGCAAGGCCAUGGUCGACGUUCAGCAGACGAUCGCCGAGGUUCAGCGUUUGUUAGCUAAGGACCCGACGCUCCCGAGGUUGACCAGGGGAGAGAUCGAAGAGCUAUUUGAGAACGUGACCCGCGAAGAAUUAGCCAAGUCGCUUCGCGAAGGCGAUCAGAACCGUGCUCAGCACAUGCGAGCCCUGAUGUUGGUUCUGCCAUACAACACCAACAACAUGAGCCCGGAGAACAUCCAGAACAUGUACACCCUGCCGCCGGUGACCAAGGUGGUGCAGAACGAGGUCGUCCCAAGGAAGCAAACCCUGCCCAAGAUCAUUCCAACGAAGAUGACAGCCACGACGGCGCGAACAACGCAGAGAAAGAGAAAACCAGCAACGGAAACUACGGAAGCGGCUUCAACGACGGCUGUGCCCAUUACAACGAUCCGUUUCACAACACCCAAGCCAACAACCUUCCAUCCGGCCUUGCCAAACGUUAUUCGUGACGAGGCCAAACCGGCUCAGACUAAACCAGCUAUUGUUUCCACGACACCCAUCACCGAAGUUCCGGUAACUGUAAUGGAAUACGUUACGAAGCCCAUUGAACCGGUUACCGAGAACGCUCCGGUCAAAUUUGAAAUCCCGAUCUCUACGACGGAGGAUGCCGUCAAGAACUCAGAGAUCAGCAAAAUCCUAGCUUCACUUGGCUUCGGUGAUGGCGUCCCACCAACCUUCCGACCUCUUCCAGUCGAGAUGACCACUCCGGCCGGAAUAGCCGACAUCAUCGCUGAGUUGACCACUCCAACUACGGAAAGCCCCUCCAAGGAAGAUGAAGAGCUCAGGAUGCUGUUGCGAUCCUUCGGACUACUGAAUGAUAAUCGCAACUCGGUUGGCCUUAAUCCACUUGGCGAUCCACUUGCUCUGAUCCCUGAAACGCUGACAGAAGUCCAGCCCUCGCAUCUGAUUCAGAGUGAAGAUCUGAAGGUCGAAGAACUGGAACCAGCUGCUCCAGCUAUGGCUAAGCCAGAUAUAAAACCAGACGAUUACGUCGCUUUUAAACCACUGCCAAGCGAUGCCCCGAAACUUGACGAAGGUCUGGACGCCUUGCUGAAGUCUUUCGGAAUCAUAGACAAUGGUGAUCGACAGGAGAAGUCAUUGAAAGCGGAGAGCAGUACGAUCAGCAGUGUCUCCAAUGCCGCAACGACCGAAAUGGAGGAAAUGCCCAUGAUCGACAAGGAUCUGGUCGUUCCACAGAUGGCUUCCUUGCUAGACAACCUGGGCAUUCAAACCAUGAAGAAGGAUCGUAAUGGCCGCAAAUUGACCUCCAGCAAAGAUUUUGAAGGAACGGAAAUGAAGUCCAACGGAGUCGCGUUUCGUCCGAAGAAGAAGUCCGAGAAACCCGAAAAGUUCGUCAACGAAGACUACCGCAAGCUCGAACAGCUGUGGGAAACCAUCCGGGAACUGGAGAAGCUGAACCCCAAUCUCACCGAGGAGUCCCUCGAAUCCCUAAACCUGAAGAACUUCAACCUCAGCGAAUCUCUCCUGUCGCAAGGACCGAACCCCCUCGAGAGCUACGACAUCAACCGAAUCAACGACAUCAAGAAGCGUCAGCAACCGACUACCGAGGACACGCCAACGCGAAUUUCCCUUGACCUGGCCCUCGCCGCCAACUCCUCCACCAGCAAUACCUCAUCGAACCAGGUGGAGAUCAUCUCCACGACCAGCGGAGAUCAACCGCGAUCCACCAUCCUAGAAAUUGAUUCCAGCGCAGACGCGCCCAGCUCAUCCACCACAACCACAACUACCACGACGGAAACUUCCAGCACCACUAGCUCGGACAAUUCGGCACGCUUCACGGCGCUGGAGGAAUCCUUCGGAGGCGGGGCGGAUCCUGUGGAACAGGAACCACUUCCACCACCACGGCGGAAUGGCUUCUACUUCCUCGCCGAUUGGAACUCGUUCCUGGAGGUGGGCGAAGACCCGAACAAGGUGGUGAUCAGCUUCCGACCGCAGGCCGGAGAUCCCAGCCGGUUCCUGCCGGUGAAUGUGCCGUAAAAGUGAGAAGAUCAGUGGUGGAGUCGUCGAUCGCGCGUUGAUCGACGGACUUCGGGGUGGGUGAUCGGGUUUGUAGAUUUCUUAUCCAGGCAGGGGUUGAGCUAGUUUUAUUCAAGGUACAUAAACGUAGCGACGAAAAUUUUAUGUAAAAUUCAACGUUAAAUCAUGCACACGAAGGAGGUGCAAGAAUUGUCACAAACUUCCAUUGCAUAUCGUGUAAAACUGCAUAAACAGCAUGUAAAUUCUCGCUGUUAGAGUCCAUGGCGGGUUAAAUUUACACGAUGUCAAUGUAAUUCUGGCAUUCCUUUUAAGUGUAGGAUUUCACGCUGAGCUUUACAUGGAUUUGUGUGUAGGAACAAAUGAAAAAUACUCUUUUGGAACUUUUGGAGGUACAUAAGGCAAACGAAAAAAAAUCUGUUUCAAACAAAAUCGAACGAAAAAAAAAUCUAGUUUUAAGUGAAAAUCUCUGAGAAUGAUUUUGUGAUUCUUUUCCCCGAUCGAGAAAAGAAGCAAAAUAUUACUGUUACUCAAACGAAUCCAAACUCAAAUAUCGAUGAAUAAGAUAGAUGUUUUUCCCCGGAUGGAAAGGUAACAUUCUUCAACGUAAAUCUGCUUUUCAGUCCAUGAUAAUUUUUUUUCUGUACAUAGGUAACUUAUAGAACUCGUAUUUAUUUGUAAAUUUGAACAAGAGGAUUAGAGAAAUUAAGGGUGAACAACUGUAACAGAGUGGAUGCAAUAAAGGAAAUGUGACAUAAUACA
Aedes aegypti (yellow fever mosquito) is the source of this 4146-nucleotide messenger RNA. RefSeq lists its product as uncharacterized. NCBI's taxonomy places the organism in Eukaryota, Metazoa, Arthropoda, Insecta, Diptera, Culicidae. The transcript is spliced from 3 exons. The record is from RefSeq and is a predicted model, not a curated record. Bases 1129 to 3387 code for a protein of 752 amino acids.